CAGUUCCUCCGGGAACACAGAGGGGGUUGCCUAUUUAACAAGCCUCGGCCCCAACAUCGCCUGCGUAGGAAUGCAGAGUGUGGAAAUGGUGUGUUGGAGGACAAUGAGGAGUGUGACUGCGGACCUGACUGUGGUGAUCACCGGUGCUGUGACCAAACAUGUAGGCUGAAGGAGCAUGCACAGUGUAGUGACGGACUAUGCUGUUCUGAUUGCCAGUUGAGACAUAAGGGAUUCAUGUGUCGUCCUGCUCUUGGAGAGUGUGACCUCCCUGAAUAUUGUGAUGGUACCUCCGGAGAAUGCCCCAUAGACCGCUAUAAGCAAGAUGGCACAUUGUGUGACAGAAUUCACUAUUGUUUUGGCGGCCGGUGUAAGAACCCCGAUAAUCAAUGUGUGGAUAUAUAUGGGUCCCCUGCAAGGUCUGCCCCAGAACACUGUUAUAUUUCCAUGAACACCAAAGGAGACCGGUUCGGGAACUGUGGCUUGUGGGCCUCGUCUAGGACAAAGUAUGUUAAUUGCUCUGAUGAUCAUAUAUUUUGUGGGAAACUUAUAUGUACAAAUAUUAGACGGAUACCAGCAAUCAAACCCCACCAUACUCUGAUCCAGGUACCUCACAAAGAUGACUGGUGCUGGAGCAUGGAUGCCUAUAACGUGACUGACAUCCCCGAUGAUGGAGAGGUGCACAACGGCACUCUUUGUGCCCCACACAAAGUCUGCAUGAAUUACUCCUGCACUGAUCAUGCCGUGCUCCACUACGACUGUGAACCUAAUGAAAUGUGUAAUGGGAGAGGAGUCUGCAACAAUUUAAGGCACUGUCAUUGUGAGGCUGGCUAUGCACCCCCUGACUGCAAAGCUGCAGGCAAUGGGGGUAGCGUGGACAGUGGCCCUCCUGGAAAGCCACAUGAUGGAAAUCCAAGUGAAGACGAAAGCAGAAGCCAUAGUGUUUCUCGCAGUAAUUCUGGCAGGGGUUGUGAGAAUGAAGAUGAAAGCAAAGGCCUUUCCAGGAUGCUGUACUCAUUCGCCUUAUUUCUUUUAAUAGUAUUUUUAAGUCUGAUUAUUGGUGCCAUUAUUGGGGCUGGAAAGGAGAGAUCACAGUGCCAACGAAAGGUUCUAGAAGAUACUCAAGAAACUGUACCAGAAACAGAAGUAGGCAGAUUAGAGGAAGAACCAGGGAGAAAAAUGAGUGGUGACAGGAAGAAGGCGAGUAUAGCAAAUACCUGAAUCAUUAGGUGGAAUAGAGGCUCAGUGGAGCAAACAUGAAGUUUACACUGACGGCUGCAGGCCCUGACAGGAAGUCUACAGCCUGUGGAAAGGUAGACUGUGCGAGGAGGAUUCUUCUUCUUCAACUUAGUCACUGGUUAUCUAUGCAUAUGUAAAAUCACUUAUAAAAAUAUUUCAAAUUUUCAUUUUCACAUUUUAUGAAGCAUUUAAAUUAAACUUUUCUCAUGAAAUAUUCAGAUAAAUAUAUUGCCUUAGUAGGUCCA
Herpailurus yagouaroundi (jaguarundi) is the source of this 1481-nucleotide messenger RNA. Its product is annotated as disintegrin and metalloproteinase domain-containing protein 1a-like. Gene Ontology annotation, cellular component: plasma membrane; external side of plasma membrane; sperm head plasma membrane. The annotation marks the transcript as partial. The record is from RefSeq and is a predicted model, not a curated record. The transcript has a single exon. Lineage: Eukaryota; Metazoa; Chordata; Mammalia; Carnivora; Felidae. Gene Ontology annotation, biological process: male gonad development; binding of sperm to zona pellucida.